This is a messenger RNA of Musca domestica (house fly), 620 nucleotides long. RefSeq names its product chromatin accessibility complex 16kD protein (gene Chrac-16). Bases 123 to 440 code for a protein of 105 amino acids. Lineage: Eukaryota; Metazoa; Arthropoda; Insecta; Diptera; Muscidae. Gene Ontology annotation, cellular component: CHRAC; nucleus. Gene Ontology annotation, molecular function: protein heterodimerization activity. The transcript has 2 exons. The record is from RefSeq and is a predicted model, not a curated record.
CUCAUUUUGGCAAGAGGUUGUUUGUUUUGAUACAUCAAACAGCCGGGUCAUAAACAACUUGUAAUCCAAGCGAGAAAUACGCGCUAAAUUUACACACAUUUUACAUUGGAAAAACUAUAGAAAUGGAGACUGAACUUCCUCAUACACGAAUUCGGGCCAUAAUGAAAAGUUCUGUGGACACUGGCCAAGUAACUAAUGAAGUACUCUUCUUAAUGACAAAAUCAACGGAAAUGUUUCUUAAACAUUUUGCCAAGGAAUCUUACCAGCACGCCAAAAAACCCAACAACUUAACAUACAAUCAUCUAGCAGAUUUGGUACAGGAAAACGAUAAUUUGGCUUUUCUGCUGCAAAUAAUACCACAGAAAAUUAAAGUCAAAGAAUUUAAAGCUCUUUUGGAGCAGGGUGAUGAAAGCAGUGAAUCGUCUUCGGACAGUGAGUAGUAAGAGAGCAACUCAGAGCAACCGAAAAUUGCAAAUGCAGUUCUUUUAGAAAUACGUCCCGAUACACGAAAUUCAGUUAGAGAGACGUAAACGUAUUUGUUUUCGUUAUAAUAUUUAAAUGUAUAUUUGCUAUCUAAGUUUUUAUGUUGUCAAGGAUAAAUAUAUUAAUGAGUUUUGUAA